Melanotaenia boesemani (Boeseman's rainbowfish) is the source of this 2054-nucleotide messenger RNA. It is a transcript of the gene ubxn11, whose product is annotated as UBX domain protein 11. The coding region runs from base 279 to 1715 and encodes 478 amino acids. Gene Ontology annotation, biological process: proteasome-mediated ubiquitin-dependent protein catabolic process. NCBI's taxonomy places the organism in Eukaryota, Metazoa, Chordata, Actinopteri, Atheriniformes, Melanotaeniidae. The record is from RefSeq and is a predicted model, not a curated record. Gene Ontology annotation, molecular function: ubiquitin binding. The transcript has 15 exons.
ACCGGACAGUAUGGCUGCACCGGGCCCACUAGCGGUGAUACUCAGGAUGCUGGGCCUCGUGUAAACAAACAGUAACGUGGCCACCUGUGUGGAGAGAGCGACCUCCUGUGGAUCAAACUGGAACUGCAGGGUUUAUCUCCGACCUCGUCUGCGGCUAUCUGUUGCUAAUAGCAACAGACUCCAAACAAACAGAAAAGGCAAAGGAAAAACCCUCUGAACAGGCCUGAACUCGAGCAACAAAUUUUGGCACGCUAGAGUUUCUCUCUUAAAAAGUUAAAAUGAGCUCUCCUUUAUCUAUGCUGAAGAAAACGAGACGCACUCUGCUGCAGGACCCUUUUAAUGAGCAGUGGAAUAAACAAAAAGUGCUUUUCCGGAAGGAUCUGCUGCAAGAAUGUCAGGCAGUACAGGUUGCUGAUGACUCUCCUGAUUCACAUCCUCUGCAUUCUUCACACAAUCUUUCAAACGAUGUCUCCACCUCAAAAUCCAAAGCUUCAUUACAGCAGGGUCCUCCUCCAAGCGAUGUUGGGCUCAUGUCUGCCAUGAUGCAACGAGUGACUCUGCUAGAGCAAACAGUGAAGAGCCAAUCACAGAAGAUAGAGCACAAAGAAAAGAAGUUAGCAGUAUUAGAGGCAAGGCUGAAGGCAUACGAAGAAUCAGUAAAUGCACAUUGUCAGAGUGACAGAGAUGAGCUUGAAAGAAGAUGCGAAAAAAUGCAAAAACAAGUGGAUAAAAUGGAGGACUUGCUGAGUGACUAUGAUCUGAUCUGGGUGAGAGAUGGAGUAAACGGUGAUUCAGAUAAAAGUGAGCAGACAGAGAGCUCACACUUCUGGCCGUCAGGCGCUUCCGCUAGCAGGAACUUCCAUAUGAACUUUGACCUUGUGCUGCAAAGGAUCAACGAGCUGAAUGUCCUUGCAGGGGAAGGAGAGUCUUAUGUGCAAACAACAGCAACAGGAGCAAAGCUUUCCACAAAGGCUCCCAUUCAACUGAGGCUCUACAGCAAUGGCAUUGUCAUGUUUGAUGGUCCUUUCCGCUCUUAUCAGGAGGAAAGUACCCAGAUGUGCAUACAAGACUUAAUGGAUGGCUACUUUCCAUCUGAGCUUCUUGAAAGAUUUCCGGAUGGUAAACCUUUUGAGGUACAUGACAUGCGACAUCAGGAGUAUCCUGCCAAGCUGCCAUGGGACACAUUUCCUGGUGAAGGACAGACUGUUUGUGGGAAGAAAUUUAAAUCUACAAAUGCAGUUAGCUCUCAGCCAUCAGAUAAAAAGCUGUCCACGGAUCUGUUUCUGAGCAAGUUCCCAAAGUUUGUAGUUAAGGCGGGUCAGGUGAUUGACAUCAGGGACUCAAUGAGGACAAGGCUGCAGGGUUCAUCUGAUCCCCAAAGCAGCUCAGUGAUAACCAUAGACACACCACUACCGCAAGCUGUAAUGGACAGAAGUCUGGCGUCAAGUUCCAACAGUCCUCAAUCAGCCCAAGCUGCCAUCACACUCAAGGUGAAGUCAGAAGAUGGGAGUCAUACUUAUGUGGUGAAAAUGUGUCUCUCAGAAACAGUUGGUCACCUGCGGAGCUAUUUGGAUAAACACAGAGGGGCUGUUGUGCCAGAUUAUGACAUCAUCAGUGCACAUCCACAGUGCUGCUUCGAUGACGAUGGCCUGACGCUCCAAUCAUAUGGACUCUCAACAAAUGCUACUCUCCUGAUGCGAAAGAAGCAAAAGUGAUUCUCUGGCUGAAGUCAGUAAUAAACAUACUUAAGUUUAUAUGCAAGUCCUUUUUUUCCCUCAGCAUUUUGUACAGGACAUUCCCGAUUAAGACAGGAAAGGAACAUAUUUUUAACAUUGGUGGUGUUGUGUUUGAGAGCCCCAGGCAGGCAUGGCAAUGACAUGACAAGCCAGCAGCAUUUUAUAACUAAAAUAACAGUAGUCUGUCCAUUUUUACCAAGUAUCAUGGCUGACUGCUUCAAGUAAAAUUCGUCCAUGUCUAGCUAUUAAAAGCUGUUGCUUUUCUGCAUGUGCAGGAGAGAAAAAGUGCAAUUGAAGAAAAAUAAAUAAGGUAAUCAA